Messenger RNA from Onychostruthus taczanowskii (white-rumped snowfinch), 262 nucleotides. Its product is annotated as long-chain fatty acid transport protein 1-like. The transcript has a single exon. The annotation marks the transcript as partial. Gene Ontology annotation, cellular component: plasma membrane; mitochondrial inner membrane. The record is from RefSeq and is a predicted model, not a curated record. Gene Ontology annotation, biological process: cardiolipin biosynthetic process; phosphatidic acid biosynthetic process; medium-chain fatty acid transport. Gene Ontology annotation, molecular function: long-chain fatty acid transmembrane transporter activity; fatty acid transmembrane transporter activity; long-chain fatty acid-CoA ligase activity. NCBI's taxonomy places the organism in Eukaryota, Metazoa, Chordata, Aves, Passeriformes, Passeridae.
UCGGUGCCGGCGCUGUUCCAGGCGGUGGCGCGGCGCGUGCCGGCCAAGGCGGCGCUGGUGGACGCGGCGUCGGGCGCGGUGUGGACCUUCGCGCACCUGGAGCGCGUGUCCAACGCCGUGGCUCACCUGUGCCGCGAGCUGGGGCUGCGCUCCGGGGACGUGGUGGCCGUGUUCAUGGAGUCGCGGCCGGAGUUCGUGGCGCUCUGGCUGGGCCUGGCCAAGGCCGGCGUGGAGGCGGCGCUGCUCAGCUCGCACCUGCGCC